Molecule: messenger RNA, 195 nt
Organism: Opisthorchis viverrini
Lineage: Eukaryota; Metazoa; Platyhelminthes; Trematoda; Opisthorchiida; Opisthorchiidae
Exons: 1
Coding region: 1-195 (64 amino acids)
Source: RefSeq, a predicted model, not a curated record
AUGAACACGGUAGAUGAGCGUUGCUCGCCUUCCAGAAGAUUACCGGCCGAGGAACAAUUCCGGCCCGGUCUCAUUCAGGACACGCACGUUCGAACCAAUGGAUUUUCCCCGCUCGCCGCUCUGAGCAUCACGGAGGCAAUUGUGUUGGACAAUACCACUCAGUUCGCGUCACGUGAUUUGGUGUGGUGGAUGUGA